Molecule: messenger RNA, 10860 nt
Organism: Terrapene triunguis (Three-toed box turtle)
Lineage: Eukaryota; Metazoa; Chordata; Testudines; Emydidae
Product: protein furry homolog
Exons: 61
Coding region: 113-8965 (2950 amino acids)
Biological process (GO): cell morphogenesis; neuron projection development
Cellular component (GO): cell cortex; site of polarized growth
Source: RefSeq, a predicted model, not a curated record
CCUCUUCUGACCCCUCGUUUACAUCACUAACUGGUGACAGUUACAUCUACAUACAUAGUACCUGCCACUUCAACUGCUCAGAAUUAUAGAAGCCUCUUUGUAUGCAGCAGACAUGGCUAGCCAGCAGGAUUCAGGCUUCUUUGAAAUCAGUAUCAAAUAUUUACUGAAGUCCUGGAGCAAUACCUCUCCAGUUGGUAACGGAUACAUCAAACCACCAGUUCCACCUGUUUCUGGCACACAAAGGGAAAAGGGACCUCCAGCCAUGUUGCCCAUCAAUGUUGACCCAGACAGUAAACCAGGCGAAUAUGUCCUGAAGAGCUUAUUUGUUAACUUUACGACUCAGGCUGAGCGCAAAAUUCGCAUCAUCAUGGCAGAGCCCUUGGACCAGCUGAGGAGGAGGCGAUUGCAGCGCGGCGACGAUAUUCACUUCAUUCAAGUAAUAAGCUCAAUGAGCUCCCUUUCAGAGUAUUGCCUACCCUCUAUUCUGCGCACUCUUUUUGAUUGGUAUAAAAGGCAAAAUGGCAUAGAAGAUGAAUCUCAUGAAUACAGACCAAGAACAAGCACUAAAUCCAAAAGUGAUGAACAGCAGCGAGACUAUCUAAUGGAAAGAAGAGAUUUAGCCAUUGAUUUUAUUUUUUCUUUAGUAUUAAUAGAAGUUUUGAAACAGAUUCCACUUCAUCCUGUCAUAGACAGUUUGGUACAUGAUGUUAUUAACUUGGCUUUCAAGCACUUUAAAUAUAAAGAAGGGUACCUUGGUCCUAACACUGGAAAUAUGCACAUUGUUGCAGAUCUGUAUGCAGAAGUAAUAGGUGUGCUAGCACAAGCUAAAUUUCCUGCUGUGAAGAAGAAAUUCAUGGCAGAAUUAAAAGAGCUGCGGCAUAAAGAGCAAAGCCCCUAUGUGGUUCAAAGCAUUAUCAGUCUAAUAAUGGGGAUGAAAUUCUUUCGCAUUAAGAUGUAUCCCGUGGAGGACUUUGAAGCCUCUCUUCAGUUUAUGCAGGAAUGUGCACAUUAUUUCCUUGAAGUGAAGGACAAAGAUAUCAAGCAUGCAUUAGCAGGACUGUUCGUUGAAAUUCUUGUACCUGUAGCUGCUGCUGUUAAAAAUGAAGUGAAUGUUCCCUGUCUGAGGAACUUUGUUGAAAGCCUGUAUGACACAACACUUGAGCUUUCUUCUCGAAAGAAGCACUCACUGGCUUUGUAUCCUUUGGUAACAUGCCUGCUUUGUGUCAGUCAGAAGCAAUUCUUUUUAAACAGAUGGCAUAUUUUCCUCAACAACUGCCUAUCCAAUCUCAAAAACAAGGACCCCAAAAUGGCUCGAGUUGCACUGGAGUCUCUGUACAGACUACUGUGGGUUUACAUGAUUAGAAUUAAAUGUGAAAGCAAUACAGCUACCCAGAGUCGACUUAUAACCAUUGUCACAACGCUAUUCCCAAAAGGGUCCCGUGGUGUGGUGCCAAGGGAUAUGCCUCUAAACAUCUUUGUGAAAAUUAUACAGUUCAUUGCACAGGAACGUUUAGAUUUUGCAAUGAAAGAAAUUAUCUUUGACUUUCUUUGUGUUGGAAAACCAGCAAAAGCUUUCAGUCUCAAUCCAGAGAGAAUGAAUAUUGGUCUGAGAGCUUUCUUGGUGAUUGCUGAUAGCUUGCAGCAAAAAGAUGGCGAACCUCCAAUGCCAGUUACUGGAGCUGUCCUUCCCUCUGGAAACACUCUAAGAGUGAAGAAAACGUACUUAAGCAAAACUCUCACAGAGGAGGAAGCUAAAAUGAUAGGUAUGUCAUUGUAUUAUUCUCAAGUAAGAAAAGCUGUGGACAACAUACUAAGACAUCUUGAUAAAGAAGUCGGACGAUGUAUGAUGCUAACUAACAUACAGAUGUUAAACAAGGAACCUGAAGACAUGAUCACUGGUGAGAGAAAACCAAAAAUCGAUCUUUUCAGAACAUGUGUUGCUGCUAUUCCUCGAUUGCUUCCUGAUGGAAUGUCAAAACUUGAGUUGAUCGACUUGCUGGCAAGACUCUCUAUUCACAUGGAUGAUGAACUUCGGCACAUUGCACAAAAUUCUCUUCAGGGUCUACUUGUUGACUUUGUUGACUGGCGAGAGGAUGUGCUCUUUGGUUUUACUAACUUCCUACUACGUGAAGUGAAUGAUAUGCAUCACACUCUUCUUGAUACUUCCCUGAAGUUGCUGCUACAGUUGCUUACACAAUGGAAACUUGUAAUACACACUCCAGGAAAAUCCAGUGAACAGACAAAAAGCAGAUCAUCAGAGCUGAUACCAAACGGAUCCAGCCAUAGGAUACAGUCUGAAAGAAGUCCUUAUUCCAACGUACUGCAUGCUGUGGAAGGAUUUGCACUGGUACUACUUUGUAGUUUCCAGGUUGCUACCCGUAAACUAGCAGUUUUGAUUCUCAGAGAGAUCCGUGCUUUAUUUCUCGCCCUGGGGCAGGCAGAGGAUGAUGACAGGCCGAUGAUUGAUGUCAUGGAUCAACUAAGUUCUUCUAUUCUUGAAAGUUUUAUUCAUGUGGCAGUUUCUGAUUCGACUACAUUACCAUUAACACACAAUGUGGAUUUGCAAUGGCUGGUAGAAUGGAAUGCAGUCUUAGUAAAUAGUCAUUAUGAUGUAAAAAGCCCUUCUCAUGUCUGGAUAUUUGCACAGUCAGUUAAAGAUCCAUGGGUUCUCUGCCUCUUCAGUUUUCUUAGACAAGAGAAUUUACCAAAACAUUGUCCUACGGCUCUUAGCUAUGCUUGGCCAUAUGCUUUUACGAGGUUACAGCUAGUAAUGCCUCUUGUGGAUCCAAAUAUCCCUGUUAAUGCAAAGAAAACCAGUACAGCGAGCAGUGGAGACAACUAUGUAACUCUGUGGAGAAACUAUCUUAUUCUCUGCUUUGGAGUAGCGAAACCCAGUAUUAUGAGCCCGGGACACUUACGUGCUUCAACUCCAGAGAUCAUGGCUACCACUCCCGAUGGAACAGUAAGCUACGAUAACAAGGCUAUAGGAACCCCAUCUGUUGGAGUCCUGUUAAAGCAGCUAGUACCUUUGAUGAGACUUGAAAGCAUAGAAAUCACAGAAUCACUUGUAUUAGGAUUUGGAAGAACAAAUUCUCUUGUUUUCAGGGAAUUAGUAGAAGAACUUCACCCAUUAAUGAAAGAAGCCCUAGAAAGAAGACCAGAGAAUAAGAAACGCCGUGAGCGCCGAGAUCUGCUGAGACUGCAGCUAUUGCGAAUUUUUGAAUUGCUUGCUGAUGCUGGUGUUAUAAGUGACAGUACAAAUGGAGCCUUAGAGAGGGAUACUUUAGCCCUUGGAGCCUUGUUCUUAGAGUAUGUUGAUCUAACUCGCAUGCUGCUAGAGGCUGAAAAUGAUAAAGAAGUUGAAAUUCUUAAGGACAUGAGAGCACAUUUCAGUGCCAUGACUGCCAACUUGAUUCAGUGUGUUCCAGUUCACCAUCGGAGAUUUCUCUUCCCUCAGCAAAGCUUGAGGCACCACCUUUUCAUCUUAUUUAGUCAAUGGGCUGGACCUUUCAGUAUUAUGUUUACACCACUGGAUCGUUACAGUGACAGAAAUCACCAGAUUACAAGAUACCAGUAUUGUGCAUUAAAGGCAAUGUCAGCUGUACUCUGCUGUGGCCCUGUAUUUGACAAUGUGGGUCUUUCCCCUGAUGGCUAUCUUUAUAAAUGGCUUGAUAACAUUCUAGCUUGUCAAGAUUUACGAGUUCAUCAGCUUGGAUGUGAAGUUGUAGUCUUGUUGCUGGAACUAAAUCCGGACCAAGUAAAUCUUUUCAACUGGGCUAUAGAUCGGUGUUAUACUGGAUCAUACCAGCUUGCUUCUGGAUGCUUCAAAGCCAUUGCGACUGUGUGCGGAAGCAGGAACUAUCCUUUUGAUAUAGUGACACUUUUAAACCUAGUGCUAUUCAAGGCAUCCGACACCAACAGAGAGAUUUAUGAAAUUUCCAUGCAACUUAUGCAGAUUCUUGAGGCAAAGCUUUUUGUUUAUUCAAAGAAAGUUGCUGAGCAAAGACCUGGCAGUAUCCUGUAUGGUACACAUGGCCCAUUACCACCUCUUUACAGUGUAUCAUUGGCACUUCUUUCAUAUGAGCUAGCAAGGAUGUAUCCUGAGCUCACCCUUCCACUUUUUUCAGAGGUAAGUCAACGAUUCCCAACAACCCAUCCAAAUGGGAGACAGAUCAUGCUUACCUAUCUGCUACCAUGGCUUCAUAACAUCGAACUUGUAGACAGCAGACUUCUUCUCCCAGGUUCAAGCCCUAGCACCCCAGAGGAUGAAAUAAAGGACAAGGAAGGGGAAAUAGCUGUCACAUAUGGACUGAAAGGAAAUGGAUGGGGCUCUCCGGAGGCCACAUCGUUGGUGCUUAAUAAUCUCAUGUAUAUGACAGCUAAGUAUGGAGAUGAAGUUCCUGGGCUAGAGAUGGAAAAUGUCUGGAAUGCCUUGGCCAACAAUGAGAAAUGGAGCAACAACCUUAGAAUAACACUGCAAUUUCUAAUUAGCUUGUGUGGGGUUAGCAGUGAUACCAUCCUUUUACCUUAUAUCAAAAAGGUUGCCAUAUAUUUGUGUCGGAAUAACACUAUUCAAACAAUGGAAGAGUUGCUUUUUGAACUUCAGCAGACCGAUCCAGUAAACCCGAUUGUUCAGCAUUGUGAUAAUCCACCUUUUUACCGCUUUACUGCCAGCAACAAACCCUCAGCUGUUGCUUCUGGAACUACCUCUAGCAGUAAUACUGUUGUAGCUGGCCAAGACAGUUUUCCUGAUAUAGAGGAGAGCAGGAUGGUGAAGGAAACUGAUGAAAGGUUCAGUAAUGUAAUCAGAGCACAUACUCGACUAGAAUCAAGGUACAGUAAUAGCUCUGGAGGAUCUUAUGAUGAUGAUAAAAAUGAUCCUGUUUCUCCAUAUACUAGCUGGCUGUUGAAUAUUGUGGAGACCAAACAGCCACAACCCUUGCCAAUGCCUUACAAUGGAGGAUGCUGGGCACCACUUGUUGACUACCUCCCAGAAACUGUCACACCACGGGGACCCCUUCAUAGGUGCAAUAUUGCUGUUAUUUUCAUGACUGAGAUGGUAGUGGAUCACAGUGUGAGAGAAGAUUGGGCCCUUCACCUCCCUUUAUUACUUCAUGCUCUUUUCUUAGGUGGCUUUGACUUUCUACGGGAGUACCAGUCAUCACCAGUGCCAGAUUCUGGUUUAAGCUCCAGCUCUACCUCCUCAAGUAUCAGUCUAGGAGGCAGCAGUGGAAAUCUCCCACAGAUUACCCAAGAGGUGGAGGAUAUGGACACAGCUCCUGAAACAGAUGAAAAGGCAAACAAAUUAAUUGAAUUUCUGACUACCAGGGCAUUUGGUCCACUCUGGUGCCAUGAAGAUAUCACACCCAAGAACCAGAAUACAAAGAGUGCUGAUCAACUUACUAAUUUUCUGAGACAUGUUGUGUCUGUAUUUAAAGAUUCCAAGUCAGGUUUUCAUUUGGAGCAGCAUCUGAGUGAAGUUGCUUUACAAACGGCUCUUGCAAGCUCUUCAAGACAUUAUGCAGGUCGAUCUUUCCAGAUAUUCAGGGCGUUAAAGCAACCUCUUUCUGCACAUGCAUUGUCUGACCUUCUGUCAAGAUUGGUGGAAGUUAUAGGAGAACAUGGAGAUGAGAUUCAGGGUUAUGUAAUGGAAGCACUACUUACCUUGGAGGCUACAGUGGAUAAUCUGUCUGAUUGUUUGAAGAACAGUGAUCUCUUGACCGUAUUAUCUCGUUCAUCAUCACCAGACUUAACAUCAAGCACUAAACUGACUGCAAAUCGGAAGAGUACGGGCCAACUGAACGUGAAUCCUGGGGCUGUAAGUGGUAACACAGCCACUGCUGAACGAAGCAGACACCAGAGGAGCUUUUCUGUACCCAAAAAGUUUGGUGUUGUGGACAGAUCCUCAGAUCCACCACGCAGUGCCACACUAGAUAGAAUUCAGGCAUGCACCCAGCAAGGCCUGUCCUCUAAAACCAGGAGCUCAUCCUCUCUAAAAGACAGCCUCACUGAUCCUUCUAAUAUUAAUAAUCCAACCAACCUGUUGGCCACCAUCUUCUGGGUUGCUGUAGCUUUGAUGGAAUCUGAUUUUGAAUUUGAGUAUCUAAUGGCUUUACGAUUGUUGAAUAAACUACUAGCUUAUUUGCCACUGGAUAAAGUUGAAAAUAGGGAGAAGUUAGAAAAGUUACAAGGACAGCUAAAGUGGUCAGAUUUCUUGGGGCUGCAACAGCUGUUGCUAAAAGGAUUCACUUCUCUUACCACCACUGACCUCACGUUACAGCUCUUCAGUUUGCUGACACCAGUGUCACGAGUAUCCAUGGUGGAUUCCUCUCAAAUUAUAGGGUUCCCACUGAAUGUCUUGUGUCUCCUGCCUCAUUUAAUUCAACAUUUUGAUAGCCCAAACCAGUUCUGUAAGGAUAUAGCAGAGAGAAUUGCUCAGGUUUGUCUGGAAGAAAAGAACCCCAAGCUAUCAAAUCUUGCACAUGUAAUGACCCUUUAUAAAACUCACAGCUAUACAAGAGACUGUGCUACAUGGGUAAAUGUUGUUUGCCGUUACCUCCAUGAAGCAUUUGCUGACAUUACCCUGAGUAUGGUUACAUAUUUGGCUGAGCUACUAGAAAAGGGCCUUCCCAGCAUGCAACAGUCCCUCUUGCAGAUGAUCUACAGUCUUCUUAGUUAUAUGGACUUGUCAGGUAUUCCUGUUAAACAAUUUAACAUGGAAGUGUUAAAGACAAUUGAAAAAUAUGUGCAGAGCAUUCACUGGAGAGAAGCCUUGAACAUCUUGAAGUUGGUAGUUUCUCGCUCUGCCAGCCUGGUUUUACCUUCCUAUCAACACGGUGAUCUUUCAAAAAUGGAAAUACAUCGAGUGUGGAACAGUACUUCAAAGGAACUGCCAGGGAAAACUUUGGAGUUUCAUUUCGAUAUUUCUGAGACUCCAAUUAUUGGGAGACGAUAUGAUGAGCUACAGAGUUCUGCUGGCCGAGAUGGUAAACCCCGGGCAAUGGCUGUCACUCGAAGCACUUCCUCAACCUCCUCAGGUUCUAAUUCCAAUGUCCUCGUUCCUGUGAGCUGGAAAAGGCCUCAGUAUUCUCAGAAAAGGACAAAGGAAAAGCUGGUACACGUCCUUACCCUGUGUGGUCAAGAUGUGGGGCUGAGCAAAAACCCUUCAGUAAUUUUUUCUUCAUGUGGUGAUUUGGAUCUGAUUGAGCACCAGACAAGCUUGGUGUCUUCAGAAGACGGAACGAGGGAACAAGAGAACAUGGACGAUUCAAACAGUGAACAACAGUUCAGAGUCUUUAGGGACUUCGAUUUCCUAGAUGUUGAACUGGAAGAUGGGGAGGGUGAGAGUAUGGACAAUUUCAACUGGGGAGUGCGCAGACGUUCCUUAGAUAGUCUGGACAAAUGCGAUAUGCAGCUUCUGGAGGAAAGCCAGCUUUCAGGAAGUACACCCAGCCUAAAUAAAAUGAACCAUGAGGACUCCGAUGAGUCAUCAGAGGAGGAGGACCUAACAACAAGCCAAAUAUUGGAACAUUCAGACCUAAUCAUGACUCUUUCCCCCUCUGAGGAUACAAUUCACAUGGACUCUCUUUCUACAUCAUGUGAUACCACCGCAGCUGCCCCACAUCAUUUUAAUACAAGAACAUCUAGCUUUGAAGUGUCUUUGCCUGACAUGAGUAAUCACCAGGUGUCUGAGGGUUCUAAGGGCGAAGCUGCACAUGAAGAGGAAGAUACAACAGUACAUGAAGAUGACCUUUCUGGGUCUACAAAUGAACUCCCAGCAGCAUUUGAAUGCAGUGAUAGCCUUAGCCUGGAUAUGACAGAGACUGAAGAAAAAGGGGACAGAUUGUUGGAGCAGUUUGCUCUUGCCAGUUUUGGUGAAGGUGACAGAAAUGCCUCCCCUCCUCCCUCUCCGUUCUUUUCUGCCAUCCUUGCUGCAUUUCAGCCAGCUGCAUGUGAUGAUGCAGAAGAAGCCUGGCGUAGUCAUAUCAACCAACUCAUGUGCGAUUCUGAUGGGUCCUGCGCAGUUUAUACAUUUCAUGUGUUCUCCUCUCUGUUUAAGAAUAUUCAGAAAAGGUUCUGCUUCCUAACUUGUGAUGCUGCCAGUUACCUUGGCGACAACCUACGAGGAAUAGGCUCAAAGUUUGUGAGCUCUUCUCAGAUGCUAACUUCCUGUUCAGAAUGCCCCACUCUUUUCGUAGAUGCUGAAACACUUCUCUCUUGUGGACUUCUUGAAAAGCUAAAAUUCAGUGUUCUAGAACUACAGGAGUAUUUGGACACAUACAACAACAGGAAAGAAGCAACUCUCUCAUGGCUUGCAAACUGCAAAGCAACGUUUGCUGGGGGUUCACAAGAUGGAGUUAUUACUUGUCAGCCAGGGGACUCUGAAGAAAAGCAAUUGGAACUGUGUCAGAGAUUAUAUAAGCUCCACUUCCAGCUGCUGUUGCUUUUUCAGUCGUACUGUAAACUCAUUGGACAGGUGCAUGAAGUUAGUUCCAUGCCAGAGCUCCUAAAUAUGUCAAGAGAACUGAGUGAAUUAAAGAAAAAUCUUAAAGAUGCUACUGCUGCUAUUGCAGCUGAUCCUCUAAAUAUGGAAGCUGCCUUAUCUGAGCCCACAUUCAGUUCUACAGAAGCAGCCAUUCAAUCCAUGCUGGAGUGUUUAAAAAGCAAUGAACUUGGUAAAGCUUUACUACAGAUAAGAGAAUGCAGGAGUUUGUGGCCAAAUGACAUCUUUGGAAGCAAUUCUGAUGAUGAGGUCCAGACACUACUGAAUAUUUACUUCCGGCAUCAAACACUGGGCCAGACUGGCACUUAUGCACUAGUGGGCUCCAACCAGAGCCUGACUGAAAUCUGUACCAAACUAAUGGAGCUGAAUAUAGAGAUUCGCGACAUGAUUCGCAGAGCUCAGAGUUACCGGGUCAUCAAUACUUUUCUUCCAGACUCCAGUGUUUCCGGCACAAGUCUCUGACAGGAGUCUUGUGUCCCCUUUCUCUUUCAAGCUGGGAGUGCUGCCCUGCUGGAGUGAGGUGGUUCAGUGUCUUCUCGGCCUUAGAAAAGUUUGGUCAAGCUGUACUCACUCUUGUUACAUUUAGGACUUCUUCUAAAAAGAGAUGGGCAGAACUUCAAAUGUGUAGCAAUACUGUAAGGACAAAGGAAGCAUAGAAUAUCCAGGACAGAAUCCUUUGUUCUGUGUUGCACAAAAAUUGGUUAGCAUUUCACUGAGCAACUGCAACUCACUACUGAAGAAGUGACUUCCAUUGCAUACCAAAGCCUACUACACUGAACAGUACUUCCUUUUUAGAAAAUUAUUUUAGAUUGGCAAAAGUGCAAUGUUUCCUUCACUAUAGAAUAUUUUUUCUUAUAAAACGUGAACAUUUUUUCUCUUUUUUGUGUUGUUUGGUUGAGCGAAAGCUGGGCAAAAUGAAGCUGGCCACAGAACAUUGCAAAAUUGGUCGAAAGCUGAGAGCCUGUGUAUAUGAAACAAAUUGUAAAUGGACUACAAUUUACUGUACACUGUAAUUUGAAUAUGAUUACUGUAUCUUAAAACAAUGAGCUGCUAUGAAGUACAUUUCCUAAUGUUGCUAGGCUACUGUUUCUGAAGGUACUGGAUCAUAUUGCAGAGGUCUGUUCUUAGGCCCUGAAUGCCAUGAAUGGUCUAGGUAGAUUUUCUCUUUUUUUUCUUCUUUUUGUUAAGGACUUUGGCUGCUUUUUACUAGAAGGUUGCUUUUAUUAAUAUAUUUAUACUAUUAAAGGAUGGUUGAUCUGAUUUACCUUACCAUUUUGUAGGAAAAAGUCACAUCACAUAUUCAAAAUCUUUUGAACUCUCACGCAUGCAUAUUUUUAUUUAAUAUAAAUCUGGACUAUAAAAUUUAAAAUAUUUAUGUGAAAUGCAAGUUCUCACUUUACGUUCUUAAAAAGAUGUCUUAUUUGAUUUGUUAUAUAUAUAUAACAUAUAUAUAAUAUAAGUCAUUCUUGUAUGUUUUUGUUUCCUUACAUUUAACUGCUGUUAAAUGUGUGCAUGUAAAUCUGUUGCACAUCUGAGACACUCUUAUUCAGACAUUAUAUAACUUAUUCAGGCUGUAAAUACACUUAGUUUUUUGUGAAGUAACAUUGGUUGAUAUUUUGAUCAGUACAUUCAUUUAACUAAAAUAUAAAAGUCAUAUAUCACAACUGCGUAUGUGCUGAUUGGUUUGCUGAAGAUCUUGUUCUUGACUGAGUCUACAAUACUGACUCAAACUAUUAAUAACAUGCAGACACUGAAAUGUUCCUAAUUAUUUCCUUCUGAAAAGUCUAAGCCCAUUAUACAGAAAGAAAAUGUAAGAUAUCUGUAUUCUAUUCCUCAGCAAUAACAUGUAAAGGGAAGAACAAAUUGACUGUAGAUUUUUAAAAAAACAAGUUUCUAAAAUCUCAUGGUUUAAAGUUCAGUUCUGAAAAGUGACUAUGACUGUAGCACUGUGGCCUUCCAGCUUUGUGUCUGAAAGAUUUCCAUCUCAGGUGUUCUUGGUUUACAGGUACUAACAUCUUCUAACUGGCAGCGUUGCCAAUCCAAUCUGGCAUCUGAGAGUCAAGUAGCAUUUCUUCCUUUGAAAACACAAUGACUUGCCACCCUUCUCUUAUUCCUUGCUUGCACAGCUAUAAUUGAUUGGUCCUGUAAUUGGAAGUUGGUAAACAACUGUGUUGCUGCACAAAAAGAUAUAUAAUCCAUCUCUCAGAUCUGUGUUGACCCUGCAGGGCUACAAGUACUAAAAUGACUGCACCACAACUAAAGGUGGGGCAGAAUUUGUGCGGGCUUACCCAAAGGAGGACAGCUCUGCAUUGUGAUUGGGGGAGGGAGAGAAAGAAGGUCAGAAACUGCUGCAAAAG